AUGGCGUGGCUAUCAACUAUCGCCAGCAUAUCCUCAUACCUCCUCCUUCCACUUACGUUUAUUUUCAAGUCGCUGCUAAUAGUCCUUGCGCCCGUAAUUCACCUGGGAAGUUACUUCGCAGCUGCCGCAUUGCUACCCUUGAAGCUACUCGUAAAGUUUGAGACUUUAUACAUCUAUCUCGGAGUAGCGGCAAUUAUUGGACUUAUAACAGGCUCCAUACUCUACCUUUCCUCAUCUAUCCUCGUAAUGGUCUUCGAUCUUAACUCUGCUCCCGCGGACCGAAAUCAAUCGGCAGCUUCGAUACGAGCUACAAAAGAACAGAAGGAACUUGAGGGAGCCUGGAAGAGCUCACUCUCUAAGUCAGGUCCGGACAGGUGGAGAAGCAAACCAACAGAGUGGCAGGAUCUGGAUCGAGGGAAGCGGCGAGAUGAUACCGGCCUGCUUGGACAGACAAUAAUCGAGGAGGAUGAUGAUUCUGAUGAAUAUUAG
Venustampulla echinocandica is the source of this 489-nucleotide messenger RNA. RefSeq lists its product as uncharacterized. Bases 1 to 489 code for a protein of 162 amino acids. The transcript is spliced from 2 exons. The record is from RefSeq and is a predicted model, not a curated record. Lineage: Eukaryota; Fungi; Ascomycota; Leotiomycetes; Helotiales; Pleuroascaceae.